Messenger RNA from Salvelinus sp. IW2-2015, 2142 nucleotides. The record is from RefSeq and is a predicted model, not a curated record. NCBI's taxonomy places the organism in Eukaryota, Metazoa, Chordata, Actinopteri, Salmoniformes, Salmonidae.
AUGGGCAUCACCAUGGGAUGUGGCGAUAUAGAGAGUGAAAGACUCAAUAGUGAACAUGAAGUGUCGCACCUUGAGGAUACAUCCCAGCUAAAAGCAGACAAAAUCAACUGCAAUGACAUCUUCAAACCCUUACUUGGAAAAGAGAAAGGAGAGGAGAGAUCCAUCAGAACUGUGYUGACGAAGGGCAUCGCUGGCAUYGGAAAAACAUUCUCUGUGCAGAAGUUCAUCCUCGACUGGGYAGAAGRAAAAGCYAAUMAGSAUAUWSAUUUCAUCUUUGUCCUUCCUUUCAGGGAGCUGAAUUUGCUCCGAAGACUUUACAGUGUUCAUAGUCUUCUGAGUAGCUUCCAUCCUGGUCUCAAAGAACUUGAUGACCCGCUAUAUGAUAGUCCUACCUGUAAAGUAAUGAUAAUCUUUGAUGGUCUUGAUGAAAGCAGAUUUAAAUUGGAUUUCAAGAAUAACGAGACUUUGUUUAAAAUAACAGAUGAACAAUCAGUGAAUGUSUUGUUAACAAACAUCAUCAAGAGAAAGCUGCUUCCUGRAGCUCUCCUCUGGAUAACCUCCAGACCAGCAGCAGCCAAUCAGAUCCCCUGGGAGUACAUCGACCAGGUGACAGUAGUACGAGGUUUCACUGAUGAACAGAAAGAAGAGUACUUUAAGAAGAAAGUCGAGGAUGAGAGGCUGGCCACAAGAAUCAUCUCACAUGUAACCAUGUCAAGGAGUCUCCACCUCAUGUGCCAAAUCCCCAUCUUCUGUUGGAUUGCUGCCWUGAUUCUUGGAAAGAUGCUCAGCGAAAACAUCAGUGGAGUCCCUAAAACUCUGACUGCCAUGUACACACACUUCUUAGUCACCUUGACUGACUUGAAGGGCCAGACAAAUCACACAAAUCCUCAGAAGGUCUUGAAACAAAACAGAUUGUUAAUUUUAAAACUCGGGCGCCUGGCCUUUAAUCAUCUGGGGGAGUCUCAAAUGUUUUAUGAAAACGACCUGGCAGACUGUGGCAUCACUGAUGAGGAACGGGAAGGAUCUCUAUACUCUGCAAUGUUCACAGAAAUCUUAAAAAGAGAGGAUGUGUUUUACGGGAAACUGGUGUACUAUUUUGUCCACCUAACCAUCCAGGAGUUUUUUGCAUCUCUUUUUGUGUUUCAUUGUUUCAUAAGCAAUGAAAUGAAGGAUCUGGAGUCUUUCAUCGAUGUCAAGUUCAGAGGUCAGCCUAAAGUGCAUACUUUCCUAGAAAGAGUGGUGAAUAAAGCUUCAAAAAGUGAGAAUGGACAUCUGGACCUCUUAGUCCGCUUCCUUCAUGGCUUCUUAUUGGAAUCCAAUCAACAGCUUCUGGACGGCCUACUGACAAGGUCGAAGGAUGCUGAAGAAACUUCCAAAUAUGUAGAGGAAAUAAGGAAAUACCUCAAGUACAUGGCAACACAGGACAUCUCUCCUGAAAGAUGCAUUAACCUGUUUCACUGUUUGAUUGAAAUGGGAGACAGGUCAUUGAAUAAAGACAUUCAAGCAUACCUCUCACAUAAGGCUAUGAAGAAAAGUUCAGUUGAACUCACACCAGAUCACUGCUCAGCAUUGGCCUCUGUGCUUCUAAAGUCAGGGGAGGAACUAGAUGUGUUUGACCUGAAGAAAUACAAAGCAUCAUGGGAGAAGCGUAAAAGACUGGUCCCAGCUGUGAGAUGCUGCAGAAAGGCUUUACUUGCUGGCUGUAGACUCACCAAUGAGACUUGUGAAACAGUGGCCGUUGCACUAAGAUCAGCAAAUUCACCCCUGAGAGAACUGGACCUGAGUCACAAUGACCUGCAGGAUUCAGGAGUGGAGCAGCUCUCUGCUGGACUGAAGGAUCCACACUGCGAACUAGAGAUACUGAGGCUGUCUGGCUGUCAUGUCACACAUGGAGGCUGUGCUUCUCUGGCUUCAGCUCUGAGGUCAAAACCCUCCCACCUGAGAGAACUGGACCUGAGCUUCAAUCACCCAGGAGACUCUGGAGUGACGCUGCUCUGUGCUAGACUGAAAGAUCCACACUGUAGACUGGAGAAACUCAAACUUGCUGGCUGUAGACUCACCAAUGAGACUUGUGAAACAGUGGCCUUGCACUAAGAUCAGCAAAUUCACCCUGAGAGAACUGGACCUGAGUCACAAUGACCU